Messenger RNA from Lolium perenne, 3789 nucleotides. Lineage: Eukaryota; Viridiplantae; Streptophyta; Magnoliopsida; Poales; Poaceae. The record is from RefSeq and is a predicted model, not a curated record.
CUGCACCGUGCCGCACGACCAUCGCGCCGCCCGCCAACCCACUCCGCGCCUGCCAGCGUGCAUCGAUCCGCUCAGGCCGCUCCUCACCUCCUCUCGCUACUCCCGCAGGCAGCCGCCGCGCGCCUCAGCUUCGCUCGCCCCCACGCGUUGCCCAAGCAUCUGCCGCUGCCUACCCAGCAGGCCCUGCUGCCGGCCAAGCCCCGCUCACAUCGCUCAGGCCGUAACAGAGCAGCAUCGCCACCACAUCGUCGGCCGCUCGCGCGCAGGCCCCGACGGCUGCUGCUGCGCACGCGCUAGCACGCCGGCGCGCUCAACGCCGCCAGCAAUCGCUUGCUCCUGCCGCCGACCGCGCAAAGCAGCAGCGCCCACCAACCUCCGCGCGCCCCUGCCUUGAUUCCACUCACGCGCUACUCCCCAGCUGAAUCUGCUCAGCUUUCGCGCAAAGUUUCCUCAACAAAUUUCCCUGCUCAACCCGCAGCAUCGCUGCUCUCGCGCGCUCGCCAGGCCAGCUCCCGCUCCGGUCAACCGGACCCAAACCGGGCGCCAACCGGGCGGCACGCCGGGAAAAUCAGCUCGGACCGGAGCAAAACCGGGCGGAAACCGGACGGUCCGGUCCAGGACCCGGUCCAACCGGACCCAUGACCGGAUUUUCCAGUUUUGACCCAAAUUUCGGCCAAUUUUGACUCCACUUUUUGCCCCAAAUUUUGACAACUUUCCGGAGCCCGUUUGACUCCAAAUUUUAACAGCAUCCCCCAAAUACUCCACAUAGCCCAUCUCUAAUUUUCCGUGAUUUUUGGAACAUAUUUUUUGACCGCUCGUUUCGACCCAACUUUUCGGGUAUUGACUUAAUUUGCUCGGUUUCCGAUUUGGAGUGCAUCGGUUGUCUAUUCCGCUUCCGCGCCUACAUCAACACCGCGACGACACCGUUGGCACCCCGGAUUCCGGCGCAACGUCGCCACCAUCAUCGACACCACUUCAUCAUCGCAAGUUCGUGUGCUUGACACCGCCUAACGUCAAUAGGUAUAACUUGCACCCCUUACCCCUUGUAGCCCCGUUUCUUUCUUUGUGUACCUAUCCCAUUGAGAGUGGCUUUCCGAGCGUUGCGAAGCAUUGCACAAGUGUCACGACCGUGAGAGGGUGUGUGUGCGUUGUGUUGAGCAAAGCUCCGAAGCAAGCUCGGUGAGAAAGAUACACAAAAGAAGAAAAAGUGUGACAUAUACAUAGAGAAAAAGAAAGCUUCUAAGCAUAGAAAAAAAAAAGUGAAAAAAAAAAGAAAAAAAAAUAAAUAGAAAACAGUGUGUGUCCACCGAUAUCGAGAAGUGCAAAGCUUGUGAGCACUAAGAGAGAAAAGAGAAGAGUGGCAUUUGUGCAAAUCUUGUUGCUUCUUUCUUGUGCAACCAAGCUACGGUCUCUCUUGUGUUGGCGUGACACCGAGCAUAUAGUCUUCGUUAGGACCAUCUUUGUCACUUGCUCACUUCCUUGGUCGCGCUAACCCCAUUGUUCUCCUUUGUGUGUGUUUCCGUGUUUCCUUGACAUAGAUCACCACUCUUGACAUUUGACUUUGGAUCUUACCCACAUUUGACAAUAGACUUUUCCGUUGAUCUUUUUCGUUUGCUAUCCACCCUUACCCACCACAUAUAGAGUUAUUAGCCUUUUGCGUGUGCUUUGAGUGUGUGUGUGAGUAACCCCGAUACAUUUCGACUUUGCUCUUGACUUGAACCAUUUUUCCGAUACUUUCUUGAAAGGUGGGAUACUUGUGUAGCUUUCCUUCCACCACAUACACAUACACCUAUCCUAGUGAGCCAUAUACAUGAUGACCCCACAAGAGCAAGCCGAGAUGAGAGCAUACUUCGCCGAGCUAGAUGCUCGAGAAGCCCAAAUGACACCCAAAGAUAAAGCCGAGUGCAAUGCAUACUUCAAACACCUUGAGAGCAAGAGUGAUACACACCAUGAGUCGUGUGAGGAUGUUUCGAUUUCUAACAAAUUAACCUCUACUCCGCUUGUGUUGUCUUCCUCUUUGCUAGGUUGCUCGGACAUCGACGACGCCAUUGCCAUGGAGAUGAGGGACUCCACUAUAUGUGAGAUGAGCGACUCCACUAUAUGUGAGAUGAGUGACUCCACUAUAUGUGAGCUUGAUGAGUGCCUCCACUUCGAGAGCAUGAGUGAUACACCGAGUGAGAUGAGAGUGGUAGUUGAUAGGUCAUGUGAGGCCAUUUCGAAUUCUAACAACUUACCCUCUACCUCUAGUGUGUUUCCUUGUGUCUUAUUAGGUCCCAUGGAUGACGAGACGACGAUCAUGGAAAAGAUGUACAUGGUGCAUGAAGAUGAUGAUAUCACACCAUGCUUGAUUGAAGAUGAACAUGGAGGCCACAUCGAGCCUACCACUUCCACAACACCUACCUCAUAUGAGCGGGACUACAAAGGUACAUAUAUGGGUGUUGAUGAUGCCAUGAUCCCACUAGUGGACAUGAUGAUUUGUGAGUGCUUGCAUGAGUUGGAUGAUCCUAUUGCUAUGUCAUAUGCUUCUUUCACUUUCCCUUGUGAUACUUGUGCCAUUGUUGAUCAUGUGGAAGUAGUUGCUUGUGACACUUUGACCAUGCCAUGCUAUGAGUGUUUCGAUUUCUAUCCUAUUGCUUGCAAUAUGUCGAACAAUUUCUCUUUCCCAUGUAUUGCUUGCAAUGUUGAUAAUGAUGCUUGUGUUGUGACAACCUUGCCGAACAAUUGCUCUUUUCCUAGGUUUGUCGACAACAAUGAUCAAAUGUUGAACAUGUUUUGUGCUACAUGCUUGCAAUAUUCUCCCAUUAAUGCAACCAAAAUGAUGAACAAUUUCUCUUUCCAAUGCUUGGCUUGCAAUAGUGUUAAUAUGCUUGUAAAUGAGAUUGCCCCCAUAGCUCUCUCAAAUUUUGGAGAUUUUGCAUAUAUCCAUGUUGAUCAUGUUCCCAUGUUUACUCCGCAUAUUCACCAUAUCUAUUAUGAUGCUUGGCUUAACGCUAAUGGUGAUGUGCAAAAGAGAUGGACCAUCAUGAUGGAUGAUGUGUUCAUAUACCAUGCACACACGUUGUUCUUGUUGUCUAACAUGUGUGUAGGUACCCAAAAUCCAAUGUCAACCUCGAUUGAGCACGAGUUGACAAAAAGAGCUCUUGAGAGCAUGAUACAAGUGAGCUCCAAUGAGUGGUUUUGCCCGCACACUUCAACUACACAAGAUCUCUCAAUGAGAGCACACCGACACUUUGAUAAGGGCUCUUGACAAGUGAAGGGACAUUCAAGCGUUGGUGUCAUCUACCUCCUCUACACGUUCAUGAAGACUCAUCGUCGAGGACGACUCUUUUCCAAGUGGGGGGAGAUGAUGUAGCCCGACCUACGGUCUUCGCUUCAUCAUGUGCUUCAACGACAAGAACCACACUCAAGGCCGAGGUCACGGAGGCAUGGAAGAGAAGAAGGAAGAAGAGCGCCCGAGGUCGCCAAGAAGAGACGGCGCAUGAAGCACGACUGCUCGGAUUAUCCGCCCCACUAAGGCCGGACAAUCCGCCCCCCUAUGUGUCCAAGUCAAUUCGGGCCAAGUCCCAUGUACCCCCCUUGUAUGCCUAAACUACCCCUCCUUAGUGGCUCCCUAUAUAUAGGCUCCCACCUCCCCCUUCAUUAGGUUAGGAAUGAACUUGAGAGAAUUAGGCUCAUGCCUCCACCAUCCCUUUGGGAUUAGGGUAACCCCCUCCUUAGAUUAUCCAAAUCUAUUGUACAAGGCACUCCUUAUAUGAUUAGUCUCUCACACUUGUGAUUCUACCACCGGUC